GUCUUAAUUGCCCCAGUUACACACACCGAAACCAAAAGGAAAGCAAAUCAGAGACUUAAAGAUGAUGGGAUUUGUUGAAAAUUGUGGAGAGGUGUUUUGGAAGCAUGUCUUAAACCUCCCUGGCGUAUAAAUCGGGGAGGAGUGACUGGCUGUUGUGUAUAUUCUUAACCUGUCUCCUGUGAUGUUUUCUUUAGACUUCUCCACUUGUUUUUCGCCGUUAAAUUAAACCCGAGCGGGCACGUGCGCUGAAUUUAAACGUGAUCAAAGCUGAGCUGCAGUAUGCGUCGUGGACUUGGGAUUAAGGGUAAAGCCGCGAGUGUUUUCCGUGAGUAGUAGUGACGCAGACACGCCAGACAAGGCCUCGGUUACGACCACUGCAGUGAAGGGGAAGGUGAAUGGGGCAACAGCGACCUCCGUGGGCAAUGAGACCGGAUGCUUCCGCUGCGCAAUAGUGGCUCAGACAAAAGGAGGGGAAGGACUUUAUGGUGAUAUUUAGAUCCGCCAGACAGGCUGUUAUCUGCAGAGGCAAAAGAAGUGAAUAGCCCCUGCAGUAAACUGGGGGGAAAAACACCCUGAUUUAGGUUUACAGCCUGAGAGCCAUUGGCAUAGUGGCGUCUUUCCCUGCUCUGAAGGUGUUUGUCUAUACUAACUUUUAGUGCACAAAUAGGCGCACAGCCGCUCCUUCCCCCCCUCGGCUUGUUUGAUGUCUGUUGGCCAAAUAAUGUGCAAGUACCAGCGAGGUGAUAGCUCUCAACUACAAUGCACAUUAUGGACAGCUUGUGCCUUUUCCCCCCCCUGUGCUCCUCUUUUAAAUGCAAUAGUAACAGCAGAGUGGAGAGAAUUCCUGCGUGUUGAAUUGCCUGUGGCCUUGUGGGGUGUUGGCCAAGCUCUCCGUUUAUUUGCUGGUAAUAAAUAAAACACGUAGCGUAAUGUGGGAGAACUCAAGGUUGCUGCUUUGUGAACGUGAUCUGCAGUGUGGGGUUUGCUUUAGCGUAUUAUGGACGUUGAUACGCACACAGCCACCACAUUUCGUAAAAUCCACAUUGAUUUAGGCUAUUGAUGUAUUUCUGUAAUAUGCAUACAUUCUCAGUAUACUGAGAUUACUGUGACACAUCAAUAUAUUUCCAGCUAAAUUUUAUGCCGGUUAAGGCUUAGAAUUCCAACAAAUACAGAGUUAACAUUUAUGUAUUAGUUCUUUUUAAGGUUAACACUACUAUCGGGCAAUUGUCUAUUUAUUUAUUUAUUUGUUGAAUUGUAUAAUCUCAAUCUUCACUGCAUACAUUUUAAUGGUGCUGCUGUGUCCUGGUGUUUGCCACUCGCACCAUUUAAUUUUAAAAGGAGGAAACCACAAACACCACAUUACGCAUAUAUUUAGAUCUGUUUAGGUGUAACUUUACACCGAGCCACUGGCUGCUAGCGGGCAUUAGAGUUAAUUUGUUGAUGGCGGUGAUAAUGGCAACAUAUAGGCUCAUUCAAGUGAUAACAGCGGUGUAAAUAAUAAACGGGUUAAACGGCAGGUUAAGCAAGGAGAAACUCCAUCAAUAGGAUGUUAUUUGAAAAAUAUUCGUCUAUUGUGCUUCAAUUCAGUGGGUCAAUAACACACAUGCACCACAUUUAUUCAGUUUCCUUUGCUCAUUUUAAUUCACGUUCUUCUAUAUUUUUAUGUUCUAUUUUUGUGACCAUUUUGUAACACACAAAUUACUUUAAUAUAUUUAAUAACAUGCAGUCACGCGCUAUCCGGUAAAUGUUUUUAUUUGAUUUAUAUAGACCAAUGGUUUUCGACUGUAAUUAUAACCAAACCAAUACAACUGCAACUAACAAGACAAACAUGGAAAUAAUAUCGUCCCGCUUCUUUUUCCUUUUUGUUAAUCUGAUUGAAAAUUUCAAAAUAAAAUCUUACAUUUUUUUUAUAAAUAAUCUCAUGUUUAUUGAAUUCUCUUUCAGCUAUAAGAAAUGUACAUAGUCCUGCAUUAUCUUCGUUAAAACUCUGUGCUGUAGUGUGGAUUAUUAGAUGUUAGGGAUUUAGCCCCAACAUAUUUAGUGACGUGAAAUAUCUUGUCUAAAUCACGAAAUGUGGUUAUUGUAGAAAAACAAGACCACAUAAACAUUAUGCUUACACGUUUAAUGUUUUUUAAAUCAGCAUAGACCCAUAAACAACUAUCUACACUAGCUAAAUCUGUAAAAUGUUUAUUGUUUGAAGCUGAAAAGAAGAAAAUACACGGACACUGGAAGAUGUCUAGCAACCGAAAAGAACAGAAUAAAAAAUGAUGUAUUUUUGUAUAGUUGUAAUUUGAGAUCCAGACGUUGUUUCAGCUUUGAGCUGCUAAGUUUCUUCAAUACAGUUGUGGUUAAAAUGUGUUUUGUUGAGCAGCAAUGGUGGGUGCUUAUGUGUCCUAUAAAGUACCUCGUAAAAUAAGGUUUCCAAAAACAUACUGUAUCGUUUUGGAUAACCAAGAAGGGAUUUUAACAGCAGCAGUAGGGUAACAUACUAUACAAGAUUUCUUAUCAUUGAGUCAAUCAUAUUUUUCAUCUCACAGAUAACAGAUCUAACUUUUAUCUUGAUAAUUCUUAGCUUUAAAACUAGAGUUUGUUAUAGGAGCGCGGGUGAGUAUUUAAUGACCAAAGGGAUUGAUUUAUCCUUUAUUGUUCAGCCUUUAUGAUCACGUGUGUCUGCUACCCAAUGGCAUGGCAGUCUGUCCUCACAAUACUAGCCCACUGUAGUUCUCUGUGGGGCCAAGUUGCUACUUGAUUUCUCCACAUUGUUAUUUUGUGAGGCUGGGUUUACUGCGUGUGUAUGUGUGUGUGGUGUGUGCGUGCGCGCUUUUACUUUUUGCAUGUAUCUGUUUGUAUGACUGCGUACAUGUGAACGUACAAUUUUUCUGCCAUGUCGACAUCCGGAACACUGACUAGUUACUACGUCGAUUCCCUCAUUCUGCCCGAGAGCGAGGAGCUCUCUGUGCCGAGAUACCCCUCCGGUCCUGGGCUCCAGCACGCCAGACAGUCCACCUCCAUCAGCGACCACAGCGAGCUUGGGACCUGCACCUUCCCGUCCAAACCUCCGGUAUUCGGGCCGUCAUGGAGCCACGUUCCUGCUCAGUUCCCAGGCACCGUCUCCUCUGUGUAUCAUCACCACUAUGGGCAUCCCCAAGGCCCGAUCGGUGCAGAUACAGAUGGCCGCUAUCAGUCGUGGCUGUUGGAGCCCAUGUCUGGUUCUCUUCCCAUGGCCGGAUUACCGGCGACCCAUCACUACGGAAUCAAACCGGAGGGUGUGGGUACGCGAGCUGACGGCGCGCUGCCCGGCUCCCAUACGGCGCUGUUGCUCUCUGAUUACGCCAACGGGACGGUGGCAACGGCAUCACCGGUGGAAAAGGACGCACUGUCCGGCCAGGCAGGGGACAUGAGCGGUGAAGCUGAAGAGAAACCAGGCCUUGAUCCAAAUAACCCAGUGUCCAACUGGCUCCACGCGAGCGCCACGAGAAAAAAGCGCUGUCCUUACACCAAGCACCAGAUCCUGGAGCUGGAGAAAGAGUUCCUCUUUAACACCUACCUGACCAGGGACCGUAGGUACGAGGUGGCGAGGCUGUUAAACCUUACCGAGAGACAGGUUAAAAUCUGGUUCCAGAACCGCAGGAUGAAGAUGAAGAAGUUUAAUAAAGACGGCGCACCGAAAGACGAGUGACUGAACCGUAGGAAUACAGUAUUAUAGGCUGUUAGCGAGCUUUGUGUGUGGAAGCUCUUAACUCUGCUGGACCUUGUUUUUAAACUUCAUUGUCUUAUUGUUCUAUAUAACAGAAGCUAUUAGGCUUAUUUGUCUGGUAAAAAAAAAAAAAAAGCAUGUUGGGCUUCACUUUGAUGCGACUACCUUUAUAUUGCACAAUUUUAACAGUGCCCACUCGUUUUUUAAUUUGUUCUUUUCUUAUGUUGAUUUGAAAUAAUACCUCGUUAAAGUGUAUUAGUUGGCCUGGUCCCUGUACUUGUUUGUGUAUGGAUGUUUCUAUGUGUGUUCCGGUUUGUAGCUAUAUUUGUUGUCUAUCUCAGAGUCACCUGAGCGUAUAAUUUGUCAAAUGUAUUAAUUUUAUUGUUGCUUCUCCCUUACUGCUAGAACUACGACUGAUGACCAUGAGUUUGAAUCUAACAUUGGAACCGUAGAAAAACAGACUGAACGCAUUUUGAGGGAGGUGCGUAAACCUCAGAAACCUCUUGGAAAUGCUAAAAUACUAAAUUAAAAGAUGUUAUAGAAGCUAUAUUACGUGACACGAUUGACUACCUAUGUCUUUCAACUACCUACAAUAACCUAUUUUCUUUCGAUGGCGGAUUAUAGUAGAUUUGCUUGCAUUAGAUGCUGAACUAUGAAUUUCAGGGAGUAAUAUUUUGAAAUGUUUGUUAGUGAGAGAAAAUUAAAUAAAACACUGUAGGCUACUUAAUGAAUACCUCAUGGUCUGCUGACCGACUGACUUUUGGUUCACAAAUGUAAUUUGUACUUUAUUUAUUAAAUAAAACAAAUUAUAUCUGCGAA
Messenger RNA from Siniperca chuatsi (mandarin fish), 4516 nucleotides. RefSeq names its product homeobox A9a (gene hoxa9a). Gene Ontology annotation, molecular function: RNA polymerase II cis-regulatory region sequence-specific DNA binding; DNA-binding transcription factor activity, RNA polymerase II-specific. The record is from RefSeq and is a predicted model, not a curated record. NCBI's taxonomy places the organism in Eukaryota, Metazoa, Chordata, Actinopteri, Centrarchiformes, Sinipercidae. The coding region runs from base 2885 to 3679 and encodes 264 amino acids. Gene Ontology annotation, biological process: anterior/posterior pattern specification; DNA-templated transcription; proximal/distal pattern formation. Gene Ontology annotation, cellular component: nucleus. The transcript has 2 exons.